UGUCCCUAAUUUCCAAAAAAAUAAGGGUAACUAACUACAGAACUAUUUCCAUACGUCAGUAGUCUACGUGGAAUUAAUUGUACCGUGACCGGAAAAUUGGCUUUCCUCUUCCCCGGGAUAAAUAUGUACGGUACCGGUAAGUUGAAUCUUAUCUGGACAUACCGGUAGUCAUUGUAGUAGAAACAUAUCGGGAUCACGAUUUUAAAAGGAACACAGCCAUUUUAGUAUGAACGUAGUGGAAAUUCUAAUUUUAGUGUGAGCAGCGCGUGGGCACACCGUUUUUGACGUAACUUAUAAUAAUUUAUUUCAACUGUUAUUCAACGUACUGUACUGUACUGGGGCAUGAAUUACGGUACACUUCUGAAUACCUUAUUAAAUGUUUUCAUUUUUACAUGUAUUACUAGUUAAAUGAUGGCAUUGAUUUAUCGUUGAAACAAUAUCAAGAUUUUAGUUAUUAUUUCGAUGUCAGUAUCAUUGGGCGUUGUAUGGAGAGCAAAAUUCGUAUCUCACACUUCUCCUGCAAAAGAAGAGGACAAAUCUAUAAGUGCAGACUUGCCAUCAAAAAUAGCUGACAAAGUUCGAUCUGAUGCUCCUGUCCUUGCUCAACCUGUCAAGGAACAAAGCAAAAAUGUUAGUUCAAGAGGAUAUUCUCUUGAGGAAAUGAGAGAAGAAGCGAAAAAAUUAAAUUUCAUCCAAUUAAUAAAAAAUAAAGAAAAAUUUGGAGACCACCGCGCUGACGAUCCUGUGAUUGUUGUGCAGGCACAUGAUAGGGCAAAUCUUUUGAAAAUAUUAUUCGACUCUUUACGAGAAGUCAAAGGCAUUGAAAGCGCAACAUUGGUAAUCAGUCGAGAUAAAUUCACUCCUGACAUGGAUAAUGUCAUCGAUAAAAAUCUUAAUUUUUGCAGAUAUGUGGAAAUAUUUUUCCCAUUCUUAAUGCACCUCUUUCCCAACAAAUUUCCAGGUGAAGAUCCCAAUGACAAUGAUUGCCCUCGUGAUCUAUCCAAAUCAGCUGCAAUGAAACAAGGCUGCAACAACGCUGAAUGUCCAGAUAUGUAUGGUCAUUACAGAGAAAUUAAAUAUGUACAACUGAAGCAUCAUUGGUUUUGGAAGCUCAACAUGGUAUUUUCUGGAAUCAGAGAACUUAAUGGUAAUACUGGCCCUAUUUUAUUGCUUGAGGAUGACAAUUAUGUCAUCCCAGAUGUAAUUGACGUCAUGAAGAAGGCAGUUCUAUUACGAGACUCUGAAUGCAAAGACUGUCUUGCUAUUACAUUAGGUGCCUAUGACUUCACAACAGACUAUCGCUUCAAUGGCGCAGAUGCUGAUGUUAAACCAUGGGUUAGUUCGAAGCAUAACAUCGGAAUGGUAAUAAAUCAACAAUUUUUUGAUAAAAUUACAUCAUGCUCUAAAUAUUUCUGCACCUAUGAUGAUUACAACUGGGACUGGACUUUGCAAUCAACCGCAUUGAAAUGCUUUUCAGAUAUUCACCUUUAUUCCCUCAUAUUAAAAGUACCAAGAGUUUACCAUCUUGGAUGUACUGGGUUCCAUCAGAAACCUGCAGGUGGAACGUGCGACAUAGCCGCAGAGGUUGAAAAACUCAGAGGAUUAUUACGAAAAGAAGCCUCAAAUUUAUUCCCCCCUACCCUUUUCUUGAAGUCAUCGAGCAAAAGCCCCAACAGUCCACAUGUACAGAAUGGUGGUUGGGGUGAUAUCAGAGACCAUGAAUUAUGCCAAAGUUAUACAAGUUUAUGUAAAGAAUACUUGAACUUGGGUUGAAUAUAAGCGUUUUGGAUAUAUUCUCCUGAAAAUUAGUUGAAACUGCAAUGAUUUGAGGUGUAUAUGGCCAAGCAAUGAAUUUAUCCCCUGAGGUUUUUGGAGUGCACUUAUGUAUCCCAUAAUGUGUAAUUGUGCAUUGCAACCUGAAUGCAACUGCAUGAUAUUUAUCUAAAUUGCAUCGUUUUAUAUUCUAUUGCAGAUCUACUUUUAUUAUUGAAGAAUAUAAGCUAGGGUUUGCAUGGAACUAUGUAAGGUACUCCUGAAGUAUGUGAACCCAGAUGGCGGACACUGGAACAUAGUAUGUGUACCAGGUUAGGCCAUAAUUUCAGGUACAAAUACUAUGGGAGGUACUCGGCUAGUCCUCGAACUCGUAAUAGAACUAAAAUAAGGAAAACACAUACUACGUUCAGGUGUCCAUCAUUUUGGUUCACAUACUUCGGGAGUACCUUAUGUAAUGCAUGUUUUAAGUGGAAAAAUUCCAAGUAAAUUAUGUUUUAACCGGGCAACGUAAUUUGUUUAAUCUAAGCUGUAAUAGAGAUGACUAAAUCAUUAAAAUAAUUUUUUUUUGUAUGAUGCAACACAAGAGCCACGAUAUUGUAUCCCUUUCUGUAAAAUAGUAACAUAAUUAUCCCUGUUGUAAUCAACAAAUUGUGUUAAUAGGAUUAACUUUAAAUAGUUUGAAUCUCAAUAUCUGGUAUAAACGAUAAUUUUUGGGUUGGAUUUUUUAUUUUCAAGAGUAAGUCUCAGAUGCCUUUCCAAAGUAGUACUUGCAUCAGUAGGGAAUUAUCCACAUUGGUAGUAAAAUUUUGAAAAGUAACCUCAUUAUAAAUGCUUGCUUUUAUAGUGCACUUGUGUAGGUGUGACUGAUAAUAUACAUUUUAUGUUUGAAUUCUUUAUUAACAAUAAUUUCCUGCCAUGAUUGAAAUUGGCAACAAUCUUUCUUUGCGUUUGCAGUAAUCUAGUCUGUAUAUACAAUUGUGAUGGAAAUGUUUACAGAUAUUAUGCAAGUAGGCAUUCUAUUUACUAACAAACCUGGCGUAUAUUUUAUUUUCAGAUUUAGUUAUAAAAAAAAAUAUAUCAAUUUCUGUUGUUGAUCACCCAUUUUGUUUAGAUUUUUGAAUAUUUAUUGUCUUUUUUGCAGUUUUUGUGAAGCAAUAUAAAACAUUAAAGAUAAA
Styela clava is the source of this 2948-nucleotide messenger RNA. Its product is annotated as alpha-1,6-mannosyl-glycoprotein 2-beta-N-acetylglucosaminyltransferase-like. Gene Ontology annotation, molecular function: alpha-1,6-mannosylglycoprotein 2-beta-N-acetylglucosaminyltransferase activity. Gene Ontology annotation, cellular component: Golgi stack; Golgi membrane. NCBI's taxonomy places the organism in Eukaryota, Metazoa, Chordata, Ascidiacea, Stolidobranchia, Styelidae. The record is from RefSeq and is a predicted model, not a curated record. Gene Ontology annotation, biological process: oligosaccharide biosynthetic process; protein N-linked glycosylation.